GAUUGUAAAAUAUAUUGAUUUCAUAUAUACACAACCCAACAGAAUACUGCGCUACAAAGUAUUAAUUAUUCAUUUGUCGUGAAGCUGCUUAACUAUGAGUAUACGAUUUUAUUCUGCAUAGUGUGAUUUUUUGCGCUAUCCAUUUUCACAUCUGAUAUGCCGGAGGUAUGAUUCGGAGCAGAGAGGAGUAACAUUCACUCAUUCAGAGAGAGAAAAUUGUGUAACAUCGUGCGCUUCAGUCGGAUAGAUAUAGGUAAAUAUUCGUCAGAGAUCGAGUGUCUUGUUUAUAAUAAGAGAACUCAUCUACACACGUGUUCCUAGUCGUAGGUCUUGUGUUUUCACAUUGCCCGGCGAUGAGGGAAACUCGAGUCAAACUUGUUCGCCCAAUAACACAUAGGCGACCUUAUUAGGCAAAUCGCUUCUCCGAUCUUCUGAAGAGCGAGCGAAUGCAAUGGCCGACAUCUUUCGCAUAAUUUAUUCGCCCUACCGAAGCUGUUUUUGACUCGCCUCGCAGUGUCUUUCCCCCCGAUUUGAUUAUGAUUAAGACCGUAAGACAGUUUCGAACACAAAUUAUCAGUGCUUUUAAGAUGGCGCGUGGAAGAUAGCGACCACCACUGCUCGAAUUAAGUGAUGUAGAUUGGGGAAAAGUGACCAAAGUGCUACCAAAAUUAACUCUAUUACCGAUAACGGCCAUGCUUUACGGAGGAUCAUUCAAGUACACGCGAUCUUAGAAGAUAGCUGUUGUGUAUAUAUUCUUCUCAAUGUGUAUAUAAGUGCGCUAAUUUAGUAAACGGAAAAUUUUCACCGUUCGGAUUUUAGAAUAUGCUGCUUGAGGAUUGAAAUAAUUGUGAAUGUUUUUAUUGUUUACAUUAUUAUAAUCGACGGAUUUACUUCAAACGCUCUGAAUAGAAAUGUGAUAUUGGAAAAAUACGAAUACCACGUGAGUAUGCAUGAAUGACAAAUGGGUACUUUGCUUGUUUUUUCGAAGAUGCCGAUAACUCUGAUCCAUUCGUGUGUAGGGUAAUACUGGAGUUAGUGGUCCUCUUGGACACAUGUCCCGUGGAUCCAAAUGACAACUGGCGGAGGGCGUUUCGAUUUUGAGGACGGAGGGACAUAUUGCGGGGGUUGGGAGGAUGGAAAAGCACACGGCCACGGAGUGUGCACGGGGCCGAAGGGACAAGGGGAGUAUUCUGGCGCUUGGCAGUACGGUUUCGAAAUUUCUGGCGUUUACACAUGGCCAAGUGGAAAUAAUUAUAAAGGGCAAUGGUUUCAAGGAAAACGCCAUGGACUUGGCGUAGAGACCAAAGGGCGGUGGAUUUAUAAAGGAGAGUGGACCCAAGGGUUUAAAGGUCGCUAUGGUGUCCGACAAAGUUUGACUUCCGGUGCACGUUACGAAGGUACAUGGACCACAGGGCUCCAAGAUGGAUAUGGAUGCGAAACAUACGCAGAUGGAGGUACGUAUCAAGGACAAUGGCUUCGGGGCAUGCGGCAUGGCUACGGGGUGAGACAAAGUGUUCCAUACGGACUUGCUUCCCAUUACCGCCCCAAGGUGCGUGCUUCGCUUACCUCCCUUCGCAGCGAAAACGAGGACGAACUCGUCGUAAAAAGUAGAGACAAAAAACUAGACGAAAGUCGAGGUGGAUUCGUCUUAAAAGCAAAAAGUGACGAAACACCUCCAACACGAAGGCGUUCGAUAUUAGAUAAACGUUCUAGUCUCAAGAAAUCUGUUUUCAGCAAGAUCAAAAUCAGGAAACAAAAAAGUACAGGUGACAUCAACGAUUCGUCGCCCAAACGGCCCGGAACAGGGUCAGUUCGAAGUACAAUCAGUAGUCUUAGUCAUGCUAGUGUGGAUUCCACACAGUCAGGGCUCACCAACGCCUCUAUGUAUACGGAUAGCAAUCUUAGUUUUGUUAGUCAAGAUGACAUCACUGACGUCAACGUUACGGAAUCCUAUAUGGGAGAGUGGAAAAAUGACAAGAGAUCGGGAUUUGGAGUAAGCCAAAGAUCCGACGGAUUAAAAUAUGAAGGCGAGUGGUUUAACAAUAAGAAAUACGGCUAUGGUGUGACUACGUUUAAGGACGGCACCCGUGAGGAAGGAAAGUACAAGAACAAUGUGUUAAUAUCUUCAGGAAAGAAGCAUAAGUUAUUUUUAAUACGGACCUCAAAACUAAAAGAGCGAGUUGAAAAUGCGGUUGUAUCGGCGCAGAGAGGAGCUCAAAUUGCCUUACAAAAAGCGGAUAUUGCACUUACUAGAAUGGCCAACGCACGCGCCAAAUCUGAACAAGCAGAACAAUCCGCCAUCAAAUCGGAACAAGACUCGGAUCACGCGCGGAUCAAAGCCAAAGAAUACGCCCCAGAAUUUCACCAACCAGGUACUGAUAUAUUGAAGAAAAAGCUAUUGGAGCAAAAUGCAAAUGGCAACGGCGAUUUCAGUAAUGAUCAAUAUGACUAUGGCCAUGAUAAACUCGUACCGAAUCACAACCCUCACAAUCGAUCAAGGCUAAUGAUGUACAAUUCGGAUAUGGAUGACCUUGAUCGACCUCCUGGCUCAGCCCCGUAUCCAGGAUUAUUUCCAAUGAACGAAGUGUCACCUGAUGGAAGCCCGAUCCGCAAUUUUAACACGACGGACAUGAACCACCUUAAUGUAGGAGGUUUGAAUAGUUCACCGGAAAAUAACGUUCCUAAUCAUUCACCUCACGGUCGAAGUCCUUCUCUCAAGAUUAGGCGAUACAGUUUCCUUGCGGGUUCAAGGCGUGGGCGGGGAUACAGUGAGAUUUUGAACUCAACCAUUCUCAAUGAUCACUUCGACCAGUACACUGCUCAACAAAUCGAGGGAGAAGGUCACACGCCAGACAGUCAUCUGCAAGGAAACCAUGUCAAUAAUCCACCUCGACAUUUAGAGGUUUCCAACAAAACACAAGACUCUGAUAAUGAAAAGCAUCUAGUAAGGAGAAGCACUAUGCCAAGUAUAGUCAAGGAAGACGAGGGUCCUAAAUCUGGUUUGAAAGAAACAGCACACAGCAGUGAAAAUGUGAGAAACCCUGAAACUUUUAUCAUUGAAAAUGGAAUACGAAAGCGAGUUACAGGUGUAAACGCAGCGCCAACUCCUUCAAAAUCUAAAGGAAACCUUCCAAAUGAAUUCCAAAUAGAGAGCCAAAAUUGCUUGACUCGAUCUGGUGGUAAUCGUGGUAGUCUUCCAGACAUUGCAGCAAUGAAACAGAAGGAUAAAAUCAAACCGAUGUCGAGAGAAGAGGCCUUCAAACUGAGCACGAAAAGACGGGAGGAGUUACGAAAAUUGCAAGAGCUUGCUGAACGCAGACGACAAGGGGAUGUAACCGUGAUUCUUGGAGACCUUAGAGAUUUUGUCCAACAACGCCAGUUAUUGGUCCUAGUAAUAGCUCUGAAUCUCAGUCUUGCUGGGAUGUUUUUCAACCUUCUCUCUUGAUGGCACGGGAAGCAGAAUUAGGAUUUCGGUUUUUUGAAAGUGCUAAGCACAACACUAUGCGGGAUCGGGUUCGAUGUGCAUGCUGUGGAAUCUUCAGAAAAUAGUUUGAAGUGGAGGCUCUGACAAGAACGGCCAUUCAACCGUGCAAAAUGCAAUGCAGUGGUCGUAUGUACUAAAGACUGUGUUCACCUGCUUUUCCGUAUAUUUGUUUAAAAGACCAUGUUACUAUGGUAAAUGUUAACACAGGUUUUUAUCCCAAAGUUGUGUGUCCUUUUAUGUCAAACUGUUCAUCUGUUUCCCUUUUGUUGGUCGAUAGUAUUGUGAAAUGUUUCGUACCAUUUGCUGAAAAUUAUUGUGAUUGAGAAACGGCAUGUCCGUGACGACAGAUUUUUGAAGUUCUAGGAACUCUGUGUGAAGUGACCAUUCAUGAGUCUUGAAGAAUCUAGACGAUUUUCAUAUGGAUUUUUAUUGCUAAAGAUCUCCAAUUUUUAACCAUCCAAAGACUGGGAUUUUCUAUUUACAUAUUUAUUAUAACUACUAAGCAUGACGAAGUCUUAGUAUUUCAUUUCACUUUCAACAAAUUUUCGCUAUUGUUUUAAACCUACAUGAUAAUAUCAUUACUUAAAUGCUACAAAUACUUGUUUAACAAAUAUAUUUGGUGAUUUUUUUGUCUGUAAAAUUGUACAAAUAUUUCAUCUUCUCCCUAAUUUUUUUUAUUCAGGACUGUUUUCUUGAAUGCUGUCAUUUUUCAUUAAUCAAUUACAUUUAUAGUUAAACCUCCAUUUAAUCAUAUGAAAGUGUGACACGUGAGUUUGUAAUCGCCCCUUUGUUCAUUCCAGAAAUACACUGUGUGAAUGAUGACCUAAUAUGGUUUUGUUAUAAAUUUUUGCUGAACACAUUGCUGUUGAAUGAGCUUCUGAAAGUUUAUACUUUCCCUUUACACCAAUCGCACGGACAACAGGGUUGGUUAAUAAUAUGAUAUCUAAUUGAAUUCGUUAAGACGCUGUUGUUUUCGUUUUCUCCUGUCAUUUUGUGCCCCAUAUUUUGUGUUGGCUCUGUAGAGCUGUUUUGUCUGUUACUGAAGAAUAUUUAUAUGUAAUUAUUUAUUUUCUUGUAUGAUUUUUUGCGAAAGUGAUUGCAAGUGUCGAUGAGGUGCUCGUAGAAGACUUGAAUUUAAACCAACAGCAGCUGACAGUAGAAUUUGGAGUCAAGUGUUUUUUUUCCAGUGUUGCAGAAUGGACCAUCAGGUUUCGGAAGUAAAUCGUUUUAUUGGGCAUUCAUGAAAGUUUUAAAAAAGUACAUGUUUUCUAUGUACGUGUGUCCGGUUUUAUACUUGGUAGAAUGUACGCUUGCACUUACCAGAUUGUUGUCAGCGAGUACUUUUUAUUGAUGAUUACUUUGUGUGCUAUCCUUUAUUUUUAAGAGAAAGUGAAAUGCAAGUUUAUGAUUAUUACCGUUUGGGUUUUGGUUCUGUAAGAUUUCAUUCGUGAGGUAUUUUGUAAAGGAUGUUUUCAUCUAUAUUCCUCAUUAUUUCAUGUUUAAUUUUGUAAAAAGAAAAACAUAACGUUGAUUAAUUACAACAUCUAAUUCGGAAAACCUUUCUGUUUUCAUAUUUUUCCUUUUAUUUCAUUUUUGAUGUAUCUGAUUUUCAUUGACCAAAUUAGGAAUAAAUCUUUCUUUUCCUUUCUUAAACCACAGGUAUUUUAUGAAUUAUCACUUGUAGUAUUUUAUAUCACAUGGUUUUUUUAAAAAAAAAUUAUCUAUGAAUUAAAGAUUACGGUAGAACAACAGUGCUUAGAGAGUGAGCUCUGACUCUUUGUUGAUAUCUAAUGUAAUCAUUAUUUUUAUCCUUUGAAAGUUGUUAAAAGCACAAUGGUGAUAGAUUGUUGUGAAAUGUUUUCCUUCUUUGAUAUAGUAAUUCAUUUCAAAUCUUAUAACGAUAAUGCGCCAUGAGUCACGUGGGUGUGAUGUACACGUGAUAUGCGCGACCUGGUUGCGCUCGAAUGUGUUGGAUUUCCUCAAGGCAGCCAGUUUGUCUACAAACGAUUUCUCGUUUUACCCUCUUGGAGAAUUGAAGGAACAUCUAUUUUCUUGCAACCUUCCAUAAAACCAGCUGAGUUGGUUGUAGUUAUUAGUAUCACAAUAAAAUGUCAGUUCCUUUUA
Messenger RNA from Ostrea edulis (European flat oyster), 5608 nucleotides. Its product is annotated as junctophilin-1-like. The coding region runs from base 1070 to 3445 and encodes 791 amino acids. The transcript has 5 exons. Lineage: Eukaryota; Metazoa; Mollusca; Bivalvia; Ostreida; Ostreidae. The record is from RefSeq and is a predicted model, not a curated record. Gene Ontology annotation, cellular component: endoplasmic reticulum membrane; junctional membrane complex; plasma membrane.